Ruditapes philippinarum (Manila clam) is the source of this 5054-nucleotide messenger RNA. Its product is annotated as histone-lysine N-methyltransferase SETDB1-like. The record is from RefSeq and is a predicted model, not a curated record. Gene Ontology annotation, biological process: heterochromatin organization; negative regulation of gene expression. The coding region runs from base 152 to 3694 and encodes 1180 amino acids. Lineage: Eukaryota; Metazoa; Mollusca; Bivalvia; Venerida; Veneridae. Gene Ontology annotation, molecular function: DNA binding; zinc ion binding; protein binding. The transcript has 31 exons. Gene Ontology annotation, cellular component: nucleus.
UAUAGUACGGCUUCCAGUUUUUAUCCUUUCCCCGUAAGAAAAGCACCUCAUGUAAUUUAUUCCAAAACAACGACACCGGUUAACACAGCCAUGACAAAGAAGGUGAAAAAUAAAGAAAACAUUCAUAUAGAAGGAUUAAUUUGAAAAUAAAAUGGCUGACGAGGGCAUGAAAAGUUUCCAGUUUAACUGUGACAUAAAUCUAGAGGACAUAGUGGACUCUGCAAUAGCUGACCUAUGUGAUUCAUCAAACUCUCUAGAGGCAAAAACAUGGGAAUCAGAACUUCAGAAAAUACAAAAUCAAGUUAAAACUGCUGAAAGGAAGCAGAAAGAGAUAAACAGGUUGUUUUCUGAUUGUAUGUCUCAGCUUGUUGGUUUCCGAGAUGCACUUGAAGAGGAGGAAAAAGCAGAUAUGAUAAAGCAUGAAGCAGCAAAGCUGGCAUUUGAUAACGCUUCGACACAGCCACGUGAGAUAACCAUUGAUGACACGGAUGAUGAUGAUGAUGAUGUUCAGUUUAUACAGAAAACAUACGACCCUAUGGUAGCCAUCAAGAGACAGGGGGAGAUCACUCAUGUGUUGCAGUCCUUUAAAAAAGAGCCUAAUGCUGGUUCCACUGUAACACCUAGCCAGACCAGAGCUAAUCUAUCUGCUGCAUUAUCAAAUGCUGGGAGCCAGAAUCCAAAAUGGAAAUUACAACAAAUGAGGGAACAUUUUAAAAAUUCACUAAACCCCACGGCAGCUCCUAGUACAUCCCUGUCAUUGUUAUCAUCAUUUACAUCAUCACCAUCAUCAUCAUCACCACAAGCUAUGUUUCCUACUAUAGCUAGAAGUAUGCAGCACAGUCAACAUGCUCAAAACAAUCAGAUGGCAGCCUUAAGUCUUCUGCAGCAGAAAAAGCAUGCAUCAAGUUCGUACCAGAUGACCUCCUUACAGAAUCAAGAACGCAUGGAAAGAACGUUUCUUGAGGAUGUCAAUAAAAUGAAGCCUGGUAUGACAGUAUUGAGCAGACGUACAGGUGACAUGUGGGAGAAGGGAACUAUUACAGAAAUAUACAGUAUUACCAGACCAGUGGAUGAGAGGAAAUACAAGAUCAAAUUUGAGCAAAGAAAAAUAUCAAAGGUUGUCACACCUAAACAAGUGGCGUUUCUAGAUAGUAUAAACAAACCUGUUACUGUAGGAACCAGGAUUAUUGCUCUAUAUAAAGAUGAAGACACAGACGAUGCUUUCUAUGCUGGGAUUGUAGCAGAAGCUCCCAAUGGCAGAAAUGAGCUAAGGUAUCUUGUGUUCUUUGAUGAUGGUUAUGCUCAGUACUGUAGCUCCAGAGAAAUUCACAAAGUAUUCUAUCAAAGUAAGAACGUUUGGGAUGAUAUUCAUCCAGACUCACAAGAUUUUGUCAAAGAUUAUUUGGCUCAGUAUCCAGAGAGACCAAUGGUACGUCUACACAAGGGACAGACAGUGAAGACAGAGUGGAAGGGUAAAUGGUGGACAGCCAAGGUGGAUGAAGUGGACGCGAGCCUUGUCCUGAUGUUCUUCCCGUAUGAUAAACGUAGUGAAUGGAUCUACAGGGGAUCCACAAGAUUAGAACCUCUUUAUACCGCACUCGCUAAUGCAGAAGCAAACAGAAAUGCUGGUAAAGUCAAGAGACAUAACCUAACUGUAGCAGGGCCAAAGAAACCAGUUGUAGAAUAUACACGAAACAACAGCUCUGAUAAUAAUUCACCAGCUAAAGCUGAUAAGAAGAAGUCUGUAGCUAAGAAGAGUACAACACAGGGGUCAACACUAAACACAGGUCAGAUAUGGGAGGCUCCGUGGAUCAAAAUAAAGAAAGAUAAAGGCGGGGCUGAGGAUAAGAAACCCUCCCUUAAAGUACAGUCUCAAGAUAAGUUUACAACAUCUACAAUCAGUAGUGGUGGUAAUACUAGUAAGAGCAGUAAAGAUAUGGCAACAGUAUUACAAGAAAGGCUUGCUCCAUCAGAAGAUGCCGGAACUGUUGAUCUGGAAUCAUUUGGUACCAGACGGGACCAUAUUAUAUCUGCCAAAGAUAAGAUACAUAAAAAGAUGGUGAAACAUGUAUGUAGCAGAAAAUGUUUGAAUAACAUAAAUGAUGAUCCCGAAAAAUUGAAGGGGAAUAAUCCAUUACUUAUACCACUGUUUUAUGGAUGGGAAAGGCAUGUAGCAAAGACAAAACCAUAUGGAAGACGGGUUGUGUUUUAUCGUGCACCAUGUGGGAGACGUUUACGUAAUCUAGAUGAGGUGGAUUCAUUCCUUGAAAUUACAAAGAGUGGUCUAAGUAUUGACAACUUCUGUUGUGAUGCAGAACUACAUGUACAUCAUGAAUUUAUUCCUGUCAAGACAUUUUGUGACAUUAAAGAUAUAUCCUAUGGCAAGGAGAAUGUGGUUAUAUCAUGUGUUAAUGGUAUAGAUAGACAAUAUCCAGACUAUGUCGACUAUUCUAAUCAGCGUAUUCCUGCCUCAGGGGUCAAAUUAAAUCUUGACCCCAACUUCCUGGAAUGUUGUGAUUGCGAGGACAACUGUAGGGACCGUACGAAGUGCCGAUGUCAGCAGCUGACAAUCGAGACGUCUGCUGUUAUAAAUGGAGGGAAACCAAUCCCUGAUGCUGGGUACCAUUAUAGACGCUUACAAGAGCCGCUUCUGUCCGGGGUGUAUGAGUGCAAUUCACGAUGUAAAUGUGACAAUCGAUGCCGUAACAGGGUCGUACAAAAUGGCCUAUCUAACAGACUUCAGGUGUUUAAAACAGAAAAAAGAGGUUGGGGUUUACGUUGCCUUGACGACAUUCCAAAGGGAGGUUUUAUUUGUAUCUAUGCAGGCCAGUUGUUAACAGAUCAAGGUGCGAACGAGGAUGGACAACAAUAUGGAGAUGAAUAUUUAGCUGAACUAGACUAUAUAGAGGUUGUUGAGAGACAGAAGGAAGGUUAUGAGAGUGAUGUAGAAGAUAUAGAUGAAGGUAUAGGAGGAGAUGAUGCUGAAUUUGAAACUGAUGAAAGUGAAGAAGCUGGCAUUGGUUCAGAUUCUGAUGAGUCAUUUACAGAUAAAAAAGCUGGUCGCCUAGAAGAAACAGUGUCUCAAAAAUUACAUGUUACUAGAAGAAAAAGUCGCCAGGAGUCGGAGAAGCAGAAGACAAGCAGAGAAGUUUCCGCUGAGAAACAGUUAAAGAAGAAGCAGACGGCACAGAAGAGUACAUCAGGGGGACCUAUAAAGUCACCAGAAUCUACUGAUUGUGAUUUACCUGAUCUAGAUGAAACAGAGGUGCCAGUAUUAGAUAGUACAUCAGAGAAGAAAAGAAGAACAGGCAGAUCUACAGCUGCAAGAUACGGACAGAUCAACCCUUCAAAGAAAGAUGGAAAAGAUAAUACAGAGGAUAAUGAAGACAGUUUUCAUGGUCCAUCAACUCGUGAUUUCUACCAGGAUGAGCAAUCAUGUUAUAUAAUGGAUGCCAAAUCAAUGGGAAAUAUUGGACGAUACCUCAACCAUAGCUGUUUUCCAAAUGCGUUUGUACAGAAUGUUUUUGCUGACACUCAUGAUCUCAGAUUUCCUUGGAUUGCAUUUUUUGCAGGACAGUAUAUAAGUGCAGGCUCAGAACUAACAUGGGACUACAACUAUGAAGUUGGCAGUGUGCCAGGGAAGGUUUUAUACUGCUACUGUGGCUCAGCAGACUGUAGGGGCAGAUUACUCUAGUUACAUGUAGUAGAUAAGUUGAUAAAGGGGCAAUCACUCUGUGGACUGUCAUUUUAAGAUGAGGUGUAAAAAGAAAGUUUUUUGUUGUUACACAUAGGGGCAGUGUUUGAAAAAGAUAAAUAAUCAAGAUGUCAUCCAAAAAUGAGAAGAAGAAAAAGACAUGUAUCAGCCUGAAAAAUAUAAAGACGGGGAAGAAGUUCAGUGUAUUGGAAACUUGAUUGAAAUAACCUUUGCUUGCAUGAAUAAAGUGGAGAGAACCGUAACUUGCAUGAAUGAAGAGGAGAGAAUUUUACACUAAAGUUGAUUAGAAUAUAAUGGGUUAAGAAUUUAUUUAUUAAUUGAAGGUUACUAUAAUGGAAAAUGGUUUGUUGACAUGUUAGGUUGAGAGGAAAAAGAGAUCCUAUAUCCUGAAUAUGAACAAGGGCAAAAAGUGUUUUACAAUUUACAUAAGAUUAAAAUAAAAACAAAUGGAAAGAAAAGCUUAUUAAUUAAACUUUUAUAUGAAGAUUAAAAAAGAAGAAUUAUAGAAAUCUAUUUAUUUUCACUUAGUGUAGAGGUGAGCUUUUUGUAGUCAUGUGAUGUCAGAUGCAUAUUGUUAUCCAUUUCUGAAAAAAGAAAAUCUUUGCCUUAUUCAAACUUCGUAGGAUUGAUCCUAAUUAUGCUUUCUGUACAUGAAUGAUUAGCAUAAAUAUUUGACUUGAAUUCUACAAGAGUUACAUAAAUCAUGUCUUUGUAGUCUAAUUCAGUCGUGAAUACAAAAACUUGUAUAGAAAAAUAACUUUGAAAGUCCUUCUUUAGAUCCAAUAAGGCUAACAUCUUAGCAAUUCAAUGUUACAUUGCUUCAAACUUCUUCAGGAGUUUUAUAAAUCAGGCAACUCUUGCUUGUUUUGCAUUUAAGUUAACACAAAAGACACCAAAACCUUCUUUUCUGAAAUUUUAAUGACCAUGAUAUAUGGUAUCAUUUCAAUGUUGACUUCACCAAAACUUACAAACAUCAUGUUUCUUGGGUGAACGAUCAGACCAUGUUUUGUACUUGAGAUGUAGCAUAUUUGUAUAGAACUUGAAUGUUGUAUAUUAUUGUGUAUUGCCUAUUCCAUGUCUGCAGGGAUGUCGUAUAGGAUCUUCAGUUUUGUGAAACAUUGAUAGCUAAAAUUUAUUGAAAGAAGUACUGCAAUCGUCAUUUGUGCAAUUUUUUGUGUGUAUUAAAACUAAGCAAAAUAUAUGAAAUCACGGAUAUUUAUUACAGUUAUAAACAGUAGAUGAUACCAAUACUGCUUCCAAGAUUAAUUUUGUAUAUCGUAUUUACAUCUGAUAUGUUUACUAAGUCAAAACAAGCUGUGAGUAAAGUUUGUCAUUCUUA